Messenger RNA from Anolis sagrei ordinatus, 682 nucleotides. The record is from RefSeq and is a predicted model, not a curated record. NCBI's taxonomy places the organism in Eukaryota, Metazoa, Chordata, Lepidosauria, Squamata, Anolidae.
CCAUGGGCCCCGGGAGGGAGAAAAGAGGCGGGUACGUUGGGCAGGUGGCCCACAAAGAAGGAGCGAGGAGGAGCCAACGGAGAGGCCUUUCUUGCGGAAAGAAGGAAAACGGAGAGGGAUGACGUUGGUGGCAGUGGAGGAGAAGGAGGCCGAGGCCAAGAGAUCCCUUCUCCCUUCUCUGCGUAGCCUUCUCGCUCUUGGAAGCAGACCCAAAAGCGUAGCUGUCAUGAAGAUUUUUGGCCGCCUGGAGUAUUUCCUGGAUUUCUCGUAUGAUGACUCCAAAGUGGAAUUCAACGUCGAUGCCCCCAACGGGGUGGUGAUGGAAGGCUACCUCUUCAAAAGGGCAAGCAACGCUUUCAAGACCUGGAACCGGAGGUGGUUCUCCAUACAGAACAGCCAGUUGGUGUACCAGAAGAAGCUAAAGGAUGUCCUCACGGUGGUGGUGGAAGACCUCCGGCUUUGUACCGUCAAGCCCUGUGAAGAUAUAGAGAGGAGGUUCUGCUUCGAAGUUGUGUCUCCCACUAAAAGCUGCAUGCUUCAGGCCGAUUCGGAGAAACUGCGCCAGGCGUGGAUCCAGGCGGUUCAAGCGAGCAUCGCCUCUGCGUACCGAGAGAGCCCGGACAGCUGCUACAUCGAAGUGAGUUGAUGCCAGAGACAGGAAAUGAGCUCACUUUGAAAACAA